Molecule: messenger RNA, 2792 nt
Organism: Harpegnathos saltator (Jerdon's jumping ant)
Lineage: Eukaryota; Metazoa; Arthropoda; Insecta; Hymenoptera; Formicidae
Gene: AP-2mu
Product: adaptor protein complex 2, mu subunit
Exons: 5
Coding region: 207-1535 (442 amino acids)
Biological process (GO): vesicle-mediated transport; intracellular protein transport
Cellular component (GO): clathrin adaptor complex
Source: RefSeq, a predicted model, not a curated record
UCUGUUAUCAACGGCGUUUCCCGUUAGCACUAUCGAAAAGUGGGUGUUGCUCUCAUCACUCGUCUGCUCGCGGUCGUACCUAAUAUAGAGAGGGUGGUACAAGAGAAGGUACGUAAAAUCACAGUGAGGACUAAGGAUUUUGGCGAUCGUCUCGAAGAGUCAUGCGUUGAUCUCAACUUAAGUUGCUUGUACUACCCUCUGUCAAGAUGAUAGGGGGUUUAUUUGUUUAUAACCAUAAGGGUGAGGUACUGAUCUCGCGAGUGUAUCGGGAUGAUAUUGGUCGGAAUGCAGUAGAUGCAUUCCGUGUUAACGUCAUCCAUGCACGGCAGCAAGUACGAUCACCUGUAACCAAUAUCGCUAGAACAUCGUUUUUCCACAUAAAGCGUGCUAAUAUCUGGCUGGCUGCUGUCACCAAGCAAAAUGUCAAUGCUGCCAUGGUGUUUGAGUUACUAUUGAAAAUCAUAGAUGUUAUGCAGUCAUAUUUUGGCAAGAUUUCAGAGGAGAACAUCAAGAACAAUUUUGUGCUCAUUUAUGAACUGCUGGAUGAAAUCCUUGAUUUUGGAUAUCCACAGAAUUGUGAUACGGGAGUACUAAAAACAUUCAUCACUCAACAAGGCGUCAAGUCUGCCACCAAGGAAGAACAGGCUCAAAUAACAUCGCAAGUCACUGGCCAAAUUGGAUGGCGACGAGAAGGUAUUAAGUACAGGCGCAAUGAACUCUUCCUAGAUGUACUCGAAUACGUGAAUCUCCUAAUGAGCCCUCAAGGUCAGGUUCUCAGUGCGCACGUGGCCGGAAAAGUCGUGAUGAAAUCUUACUUGUCAGGAAUGCCGGAGUGCAAAUUUGGCAUUAACGACAAGAUCGUCAUGGAGGCAAAAGGCAUGAAAGGAGGGGGCGGAUUGGGAGGCGGUGGUGAUGACCCCACUGGCGCCAGGUCCGGCAAGCCGGUCGUUGUGAUCGAUGAUUGCCAAUUUCAUCAAUGCGUUAAGCUUAGCAAAUUCGAAACUGAACAUUCCAUUAGUUUUAUACCGCCGGAUGGUGAAUUUGAAUUAAUGAGAUAUCGCACCACGAAAGAUAUAUCGUUGCCUUUCCGCGUAAUACCGCUUGUGCGUGAGGUAGGCCGGACGAAGAUGGAAGUAAAAGCAGUGCUGAAGUCGAAUUUUAAGACAUCGUUGCUCGGCCAGAAGAUCGAAGUGCGCGUGCCAACGCCGUUGAACACCGCCGGUGUGCAGUUGAUAUGUCUGAAAGGCAAGGCAAAGUACAAGGCUUCAGAGAAUGCGAUCGUGUGGAAGAUCAAGCGUAUGGCUGGCAUGAAAGAAACGCAACUAUCCGCCGAGAUCGACCUGCUAGAGACAGACACAAAGAAGAAAUGGACGAGACCGCCGAUAUCGAUGAACUUCGAGGUGCCAUUUGCACCAUCCGGCUUCAAAGUGCGCUACUUGAAAGUAUUUGAGUCCAAGUUGAAUUACUCCGAUCACGACGUUAUUAAAUGGGUCCGUUAUAUUGGACGCAGCGGCCUGUACGAGACACGGUGUUAACGGACCAGCUUGCCGAACGCAUAAAUUGUAAAGAAGUAAUCUCAAUAUGCUAAAGAGAGAAAAAAAACAAACGAAAAAAAAGGAAAUAACACGCGAAAUAUUAUGAAUAUAAUCGAAUAUCGAAUAUUGGUCGAUAUUAUUUCAUUGCAGCGCAUUGCAUAUACGAAGCGACGAUCUGAAAUAUUCGGAUGGUUCGAUCCCUGGACUGGUGCACUAAGUAGCACAAUUUGCGAACAACGUGUGUCAUUUGAGAAGCAAAUAUCCAUGAUGGUCGGCAUGGGACAUGGUAGAAUGGCAGCAGAAAUUUUGACUUCCCGUGCGUUAUACAUUGCGUUAGUGAGAGCGAAUUUUUUUUAAAUUGUCCUUGUUAACAUACAUACAUACACACAUAUACAUACCGAUACCAGCGUGAGACGCCGAGAGGAACUCGCUAAGUGGAGAGGUUCUAACUUGAUCAUGGCGGGAAUAUCGAGCGAACAACGUGGUAAUCGGGCAAUAAACCAAAGUGAUUAUUUCUUUCGUGCCAAUUUUUCAUGUCGUCCACUUCUUUCGUGUUCAGUCUUGCGAUUCAGUCUCGUGGUAUAGCUUCGUGCAAACUCUGCUUUGUACGAGGAGAUCUUGAUGUUAACCCCUUGUCCUACAACAACGAGUGAGACUUAUGGUAAGAUAUUUGGGCCAAAAACAAUGAGCACGAGCCUGACUCGUGGUACUUCGUUCGGACCAAACGUAAACAACACGAGCCUGGCUCGUGAUACUUUAUUCGGGACAAACAUAAACAACACGAGUCAGACUUGUGGUUCAGUUGGUCUCGAUAUUUUCUUACUUUAGUUACGUGUAAUUCUUCGUUACGUUCACACGUUUAGGUUAUAAUUCCCUAAAAGAAUUAAACAACCUUUAUACCUAUCAUGUCAGUAAAAAGAAAAUCUAAUAUCGAUGAUAAUUCCUUUCGUUGCGCCGAAAUAUACAUGUCAUAAGACGCAUACAUUUUCGCAAGUUCGAGCACACGGCUAAACAGCUAAAUGGCUCGACGCGUGACCGACCUUCUUGUUUAUUGUGGUCCGAGCGAUCGGGAGUUAGCGGGUAGGACAAGGGGUUAACGAAGAUCAGUCUGUUGAUCAUGUGUUUACUUUUUGUUUCUUUCUUGUCUUGUUGAAACUAUUCCGAGUAAGAUUCUUAUCGAUUUUUAUUCCCUUUUCUCCGCACGAAGGGCCGAUGCGAUCAGUGGAGUUUACAUUACACGGAAUAACAUAUCGCGAA